This is a messenger RNA of Rhagoletis zephyria (snowberry fruit fly), 6309 nucleotides long. RefSeq names its product serine-rich adhesin for platelets-like. Gene Ontology annotation, molecular function: actin filament binding. Lineage: Eukaryota; Metazoa; Arthropoda; Insecta; Diptera; Tephritidae. The record is from RefSeq and is a predicted model, not a curated record. Gene Ontology annotation, biological process: cortical actin cytoskeleton organization. Gene Ontology annotation, cellular component: cytoplasm; cytoskeleton.
UUUUAAAAAUACAUUGGAACGCGCGUGUGGCGUGCGCUGAGUGGUGGCUGCAAAAAUAACAACAACGAAAAAACAAUCACAAUAAAAGGCAAAAAGUAUCUACGGUGAAACGAGGAGAAAAGUAAAUUCGAUGUGUCUUUUAAAUAAAUAUACUGCAGCUGCAUAAAUAUAAAUGACGUGACAAGUUAGACCGCGUUCGCCUGCGCGCCCUCAUUUCGGCUACGCUGUGUGGCUCCUCUUUCGCAACGCGUGCAUUGCGCUGCGCGCUGCGUUCAAACUAAAUAUACCUACGUUUUUUUUUGUUGUAUUUGGUGCAUUUUUUGCCGGCAUGCACUAGGCCGCUGUGCGCCAAUAAGCGAAUGAGUUUUUAAUUUGUUAAGUUCUACCGGCAGCAUAGCUAAGGGAUCGACUGGUGCGUUGAGAGACUGAAAGGUACGCGCGGUAAAGAACGCAACGAGAAUUGGGCCCAUACGAAAAAAUAAAAAAUAAAAUAAAAAGUGUGCGCACGUAUUGCAAGUGUUGCAUUUUGGUGUGCUUUCGUGUGUGCGCGUUUGAGUGCAAAUCUGUUCGCGCGCUGGAUUGGUGCAAGUGCAAUGCACUGACUGAGUGUCUGCAGGAAAGCGCGCUGGCUCUGGCGGUGGCAGCAACAUUUGUAGCUUGCAAUUCGAAAAGCAUUUAUUUCUAUUAUUUGAGACCCUUAAGUGCCUUUCGAUUGAUUGCGGUUAGUUGCGGCAGAAUGCAAAAAUAAAGAAAUUGAAAAUCACACACAAAAAGUAAUCAUUAGCAAGCGCGCGUUGCAAACGAGUUCGAGUAGUGUGCAGAACUAUUGUCGAGUGGCGACAGCGCCCUGCCGCCAGAUACACGACACUCAUCAAUUGGGGCGCGCACAAGUGAUUGAACGGUAGUGGCCCAGCGCGAACUCGUCGAAGGCAACGCCAAUGCACAGCGAUGCAAUAAAAAAUGUAAUUAAUAAUUGAUUGAAGUGUGACAGCUAACGCGCUUCAUGCAACCAGUUCUAUAUAGCAAAAAAAUUAAGCAGAGAAAUCGCAUAAUCUGAGACAAAAAUCACGAAAUAAAUUUAAAAAAUAUAUAUACAAGUGCAAACGAAAAAUUAAUGUGUGACAAUAAAAGAAGAUUCAGCACAGAAAUUGACAUUUAUUAAGUGCGCUUAUCUCCGCAAUUGGCGCGGUUGUUUUCCAUUAUGCGAAAUCACUCGCAAUUGCCAUCGCGUUCGCACGCCAAUAAAAGUUUCAAAGAGCACUGAAGUGCAAAAAGCCGAUGCGCCGAGUUAAAUUAGCUAACAAUAACUGCCAAGUUAAAAUAGCAAAAAAAUAAUAAAAAUAAAAAAAUCAUACAUAAAGUAUUAUAAUCUUUUUGCAUUAAGCAGACAAGUGCUGAGUAAAUUGCGAAAUAAACGAGUAGACGCAAUAAAUAUAUAAAAAAAAAGAAAUAUAAAAUAGCGCAACGGGUGGUGUGAAAAGGUUUUGCAGAGUUCACGGCUGGCUUUUGUGCCAAAUACGAAAUCAUGUCUUCCUACCGCAGUAGUUAUACACCAUGGAAAACCAACUUGGGCUCAUCGUAUAAACCCAGCGGCUCCAGUGCGUACACCUCGCGUGAUGAUAUUGGCAGCAGUCGUUAUUCUUCUUUGGCUUCGCCGAGCACAUAUCGCCCGUCCUUCUCUGGCGGCACUUACCGCAUCAAGCGCGAUACCCCUUCCAGUCUACAGACACCUUCGUACACAAGUCGUUACACGCCGAGUGCAACGAGUCGCGCAACUCCUGUAGUAGACUCCUCCACCGAUAUCGGCGGCUCAAAGCGCUACACUGCAACCGCCACAGGUAGUCUUAAUAAGUAUGGCUCGUCGCGCGAACCAAGUCCUGCCGCCCUCGAAAUCACAAAUCGUAUACGUAGUCGGGAGCCUAGUCCAGUCUCUCGCGCGCUAAGAGGAAAAUCGCGCGAUCCAAGCCCAGUGGUCGACACUAGUUGUAAAAUUGGCUACGGCGCGCUGAACUCAUACCGCAUGUCAACGCCGAAAUCAUCCAGCACUUCGGGUUACAAUGCACGUUAUGGCAGCGGUACAUCCGCGGCGCGUGCGCCAACUAUGCCGCCGGAUACCUCCAUUUCAUAUCUUACGGCCAGUGACUUUCAUGCGCGUUCUGUUAGUCGCGCAAGGGAGAGCGCUGCUCGCAAAUCCAACGAGAAGGAAAUUGAUGAGGAGGUGUCAGAAGAGCCAAAAAAGUUAGAAGAAAAGAGCGAAGUUGGAAGUAGUUCAGAGGAGGAAGAGAAAGAAACAUUUACCUCGGUGUCGGUGGUCACACGUGCCACGUCUCCCACGCCACCCGGCAGCGCGACAACUGUGCAAAGAACGCGCCGCAUUGAUAUUGCAAAAACAAUUGAAAAGACCAUACAACGGUCAACAUGUAAGCGAAAGACUUUGGAUAAGGAAAUACAAUCUGACCGACUUGAUGACUCGACGCGUUACUCGCGUUUCGGUCUGAGCAGUCGCGUGCCCUCAUACAGUCCGCACUCGGACAGUCGUUACACAUCCACGAACCUACGAUACAGUUCCAGCCCGUUAUCGUCUGUUUCAAAGUCAUCCGCCUCAAAUGUAUCUACUGCCUCCAGCGGCGAGCCAAAGAAAGAGGCCACUGCUGCCGCUAGUAAAACUACACGCGCUGCCGGGAACACAAAGUCGAAGCUGUCUCCUCCAAAGGUUGUUCGCAUAAGCUCACGACAAUCUUCGCUUGAAAAUCUCACUGCCAACACAAAUGCCAAUAAGCCUCCAACUGCACCGAAGGCUGAGUCACCCACCAAGAGCAGCUCCAGCAGCGCAAAUGUGCCAACGAAGCUUCCGAACAAAGAUUUUCGUAAAUCCGCGCUAAAUGUUGGCCCCACCGAUCGGCCGCGCAAGUCCCGCACGCCCAGUAGUGGUACAGAUUCGGAUGCGGUGCAACAGGUUCACAACGAUCUGGUUAACGGGUCCGCACAGCGCAAAGAUCGCUCACCGAGCGCUGGUUCAGAGGCAAGCAAUGCAUCAGCUGCGUCGAGUAGACGAGGAGGGACAGGUGAGAAUAAAUCACGGCCACGCUGCCAUGCCAAAAAAUCGUCAUCGUCAACGUCAUCACUGAGCCGUCAUAACAGCAGCAAUAAUUUGAAAAAUAGUGCACACAAAUCAUGCACCCCAUCGUCAUCGUCUUCCACUUCUACUUCCACAUCCACGGUAUCGUCAUCGAGCGGCGCGGAAAGCGCUGGGGAGCCAAAGAAAGCAAACAAAAAGCAGGGCAAGAAGAAGAACCUCAACACCCACAACAAAGAACAGGCAGCCAACAAUUCGAGUGUGACAAAGUGUGCGACAAACAGCACAGGUGAUUCUAAUGAUCUACCGUCGCAGCGGCCAGCGGCUGAAAAUAGAAAGGCAGCGCAACCACCGCCACCACUGAGCGCAAAUGAUACGCGCUCCCCCCAGAUAGACACGGCGGCAGCGGAGGCCGUUGAAUCAUCGCGCACAAAUUCGAAAUCGCCACUCACCUCCUCCCAAGAGAAGACCUCUAAUCGACUGCAAAAGUUGUCGUCUGUGUCGAAUUUUUUCGUUGCUCGUCAGAGCGAUGUAAAUAGCGAACCCAUUUUCAUCGAAAGCUCUGAGAAUUCAGGGGGCGACUCAGAGACGGGUCAGCUAAUUGGUAGCAGUCUUACGGCAGCAACCAAAUCGAACACGUCGCCAACGAAUAACGCGACCACAACGACAACGACUGAUCCUGCCAGCGUAGCAGCAGCUGAAGCAGAAUCAACCACUACGACAUCGAAACGAAACUGUUAUAAUUCGAGCCUCGACAAUACAGAGAAUACAUCUGCGAGGAGUCAACGCAGUCUAACGAAAUAUAGCAACGAAACACAAGAUCGCAGCAGAUCUUCAGUAACGAAAUCGACUAGUACACACUUCCCACACGAAACAACGGUUACAGAAACGGCGCUAACCACCGAAAAAGUAACCGAUUCCUACACCACUACGGCUACGACGUCUGCGGAAGAGCCCGAGGAGUCCAGUUGGUGGCAAGACACGAGUCGACAGAUCGAUACAGCAUCUGCUUUGGGUUACCAUCAAAAAGACGAUAUGCGCUUCAAGCUCAGGCACAUCGACUCUGGCGAAACGGCGUGGUGGUUACGCAAUGAUGAGGACGAUACUUUGGCGGAUGAUGAUUUAAGAACACUCAACCAGGAGGAGGAAGAUCAGAGCGAGGUCACUACGGCUCCUACACAGUCGCUGACCAAUAAUACGAAUACGAAUACGCAAAGCUGUAGUGAUCAACGCAAUGCAUCACAAACGAAGUACAGUUGGUGGACGAGCGACCAAAAUGCAGGGAAUGAAGCUGGCGGAGGGGACGAAGCGGUCGCGCACAAUGAAAAUGAUCAAAAUGAAACGAACUGUGCGACAUACUAUAAAGUAAAUGGAGAAGCUAAGCAAAUCGCAAGAAGCCACUGCACCCCAGAAAAGCCAUGGUGGGGCGACUCAAAUGAGGACAGCAAAGGCGAUGAUAAAAAUAAUGGGCGACUGGAGAACUCGAAUAGUUCAGGUAAGCAAAAUGGCGCCAUUCAAUUGAAAAUUUGUCGCGUGGAAUCUGGGGAGAAGUCUUGGUGGUUGAGUGAGGCAGAGAAGGAGCGGAAGAACUGUGAAGAAGAGGCGGCCGUCGAAGCUACCAUAAAACUACCCACACGAAAAGCCGGUAACUUGGAGCGCUCAUCGAGUAGCAGCAAGGAUGUGAGCGAUGACAAACGUUGGUGGAUGUCUGGCCCAAUGAAGAAGCAGUUCACCGUCCAGCGCGUUGAGUCGGGAGAGCGUGCCUGGUGGCAGCAAAAUGACGAGGAAGAGACAAGGCACCAAUCGCCACAAAGGCAAAAGACGAAUUCGAACCUCGCGCGGGCCGAUUCCAAUGAAAAAUGUUGGUGGCAAGAGGACAAUGACGAGGACAAGCCGGUCAAAAGACCCAGCGCGCGCACGCAACGUUCUGACUCGGGUGAGAAAGCCUGGUGGCUGCAAGCUGAUGAUGUGGAGGAGAAAGUACAGAAUGGAGUCAUAAAUAAUUUGAGCACAGCGGAAUUGGAUGAGGUAGCAGCAGACGAAGCCGGGGGACGAGAUUACGCCGACACAGAAGUGCAACAUAUUAAUGGGCACGUAGCUGGCGCGCAACAACAAAAUUUUGGCACCGAACUUAGUAAUUCGUUCAAUUUCGAGUAUUCAGAACGACCGCCACCAUUGGGACAAUGUGCCAGCCCCAUUGCCCUUGAGCAAGACGCCCCUCAAAUGCCACCGCAACCGCCUACGCGCAAUCUAAAUCAAUGCAAAUCGCCUUACGAUAACAUUCCAAUGUCGAAAGUUCAAAUGAAUCACUACUAUCAGCCCCAAUACUCAACUCAACCACAACCGCCCACAACACAAUCAUCAAUACCACAACAAUCACCUUACUACCACCACCAAUCACAACAACAGCAACAAGCGCAACAAACAAAUGAUUACUAUACACCUUAUGCCCACAAUAGCAGCAGCUACAGCAACAAUGUUGGCAACAUCAGACAAACGUUUGGUGGUGAGAAGCUCUUCAUAUCGCGUCAUCAAAAUAUCGAUGAGCUUUUGGGUGGUUCGUGUCGUCCAUUGAGUCCGCUCUUCUUGGACGGCAGCAGCAGCGCCAACAGCUUUGCCACAGUGCCGGCGAAUCGCAACGUCUUCUUAGAGGAGAUCACACCCGAUCAAGUGCGCAUACACGAUAGUACAGCGCAAAUGCCGGUGAUUCAACGCAUGGAGAGGGACGAAUGGGAUAACUAUGGAAGUGGAAGUGCAGCACAACCGAUACCGUAUUAUGAGCAGAAAAUGAUCGACGACGCAGCCAUACAGGUGUACAAAGAUGGUGACUAUGGCGCCUAUUUGGAUUUGGAGUCCUCGCUUGCUGAACAAGCGGAAGAAAUUGAAGGUCUUAAUUCUAGUCGCAAAAACUCAUUGGUAGUGCGAACACAGCUAAGCGUGCGGGUACAUGCCAUUAUUGGUAAGUAAAACUACCUGGAAUUGUUGUGUAGGUAUGCCUAGUAAAUAGUAUAUUUAAGUCACAGAAAAUUGUAAAAAAAAAAACGCAAACACGAAAACAAAAAACAAUUCAGCGAAAUAGCGGCGGUCGUUUGCAGAAAUUCCCACACUCAUUCAUUAAAUACUUCCAACUGUUUAUUUGUUGUUGUGUUGUUAAUGCAAAACAAUAAACAUUUCCAGCUAUUAACUGCCGGUGAGCUGGCAGCCAUCAGCCAUGGCCCCCGACAACAACCACC